CCUCUUCCUCAGUGGCUGACAGUAUGAUAUCCUCCUGACACAGAAAGAAAGCGCCUUCAUAAGCCAUAACACGCUUUGUGUCCUUCCAUUUGGCAAGAAGAAAAAUUAUCUGCAAAUCUGCGGCAACUGGAAGAUGCUAUGACUCCCAUUAUCACAGUCCUUCUGUAUCUUGGACCAAGCCUGGUCUUCGGGAACCCAGCACUGUCAGGGGCCCUCUCUAAACCCACAAUCCAGAUGGUGCCAAGCAAUGUGGUAACCAGUGGGAACCAGGUAACCAUCUUCUGUGAAGGACCCUUACAUGUCAAGGAAUAUCGCUUCUACAAAGAAGGAAGUGAAGAUUACUGGAAACUUCUAGAAACUGAGAAAAAAGCCGGAGUCUAUAUUUCAUCAGUUCAAUGGAACAGUGCAGGCCGAUAUUGGUGUUCCUAUAUACACCUCACUAACAUGUCAGAACAGAAAAGUGACAUCAUGGAACUUGUGGUGACAGGAGUUCAUCCAGACAAAGUCACCCUGUCAGCCAUUCCCAGCUUUGUCGUGACCUCAGGACAGCAUGUGAACCUUCAGUGUUUCUCACAAGCGGCAUAUGACAGGUUCAUUCUAGUGAAGGAAGAUGAGAAGUUCUCCUUGGCUGAGCCAGCAAGGAAUACAUUCACUGGGAGCUUCCAGGCCAGGUUCACAGUGGGUCCUGUGACUCCCAACCAGAGGUGGAGGUUCACAUGCUAUGGACAUUACUCAAGUAAUUCCCAGCUAUGGUCAGUUCCCAGCAACCACCUAGAGCUCUUGGUCUCAGUGACCCUCCAGAAACCCUCCAUCUGGGCUCACCCAGGCUCUGUAAUGACCUUGGGUAGUCCUGUGACUAUCUGGUGUGAGGGGAGCCAAGAAACCCAAGAAUAUGUGCUAUACAGAGAGGGAAGCCAAGAGUCCUGGUACAUGAAGGUAGAAAAGGACAACAAUAAGGCAAAUUUCACCAUCCCGUCUUUGUCACAACUGAAUACAGGACAAUAUCGCUGUUACUCUUACUCUUCUUUUGGGUCGUCAGAACCCAGUGACACCCUGGAACUGGUGGUUACAGGAGUCUACAAAAAGCCUACCCUUACAGCCCUGGAAAAUCCUGUUGUAAACCUGGGCAUGUCUGUGACAGUCUUGUGUUCCUCAACUGAAAGAUUUAACUGGUUCGUUUUAACUAAGAAUGAUCAGAAGAUUUUCCAAUCCUCUCGUCUCCAAAGUAUAUACACUGGGGUGUACGAGGCAAGUUUCAAAGUGGGACCAAUAACCUCAGGCCAAAGGUGGAGAUUCAGCUGCUUUGGCUAUGGAACAAGUAAUCCUCAGGUGUGGUCAGAAGCUAGUGACCCGGUGGAGCUCCUGGUCUCGGGGACCCUCAAGAAACCCACCUUGGGGGCCAAUCCAGGUUCUGUGAUCACCUCAGGGAAUUCUGUGGCCAUUUGGUGUAAGGGGACCAUGGAAACCCAAAUAUAUUUCCUGUAUAAAGUAGGAAGCCCAGCACCCUGGGCCAGACAAAUUCCAAAGAAGCCUGGUAACGAGGUCAUCUUCUCCAUCACUUCCAUACAAAGCCGCAAUGCAGGGAGAUAUCGCUGUUACUGCUACAAUUCUGCUGGGUGGUCACAGCACAGUGACAUACUCGAGCUGGUGGUGACAGGUGUCUACCAUGACAAACCUACUUUGUCAGCCUUGCCCAGCCCUGUGAUGACCUCAGGUGGGAAUGUGACCCUCAGGUGUGUCUCAUCAAAAAGAUAUGAUUGGUUCUUUGUGACUGGGAAAGAUCUGAAGUUCUCCAUGUCUCAAAAGGCACAGUUCAUACACACGGGACAGUUCCAGUCUCUGUUUCCUGAGAUCUCUGUGGCAUCCAGAAACAGUGGGCCCUUUACAUGUUAUGGGUACAAUACAAGUACUCCACAUGUGUGGUCAGUGGCCAGUAACUCUCUGCAGAUACAUGUUUCAGGUGAGGAAAUCUCCACAUUUAUUUCAACUCAACUGUGUUUUGACACCCAAAAUAGUUUGUCAUAUGCCCUGCUGCU
Molecule: messenger RNA, 2036 nt
Organism: Psammomys obesus (fat sand rat)
Lineage: Eukaryota; Metazoa; Chordata; Mammalia; Rodentia; Muridae
Product: leukocyte immunoglobulin-like receptor subfamily A member 6
Exons: 8
Biological process (GO): cytokine-mediated signaling pathway
Molecular function (GO): inhibitory MHC class I receptor activity
Source: RefSeq, a predicted model, not a curated record